This is a messenger RNA of Melitaea cinxia (Glanville fritillary), 5106 nucleotides long. It is a transcript of the gene Gp210, whose product is annotated as nuclear pore membrane glycoprotein 210. Gene Ontology annotation, cellular component: nuclear pore. The record is from RefSeq and is a predicted model, not a curated record. NCBI's taxonomy places the organism in Eukaryota, Metazoa, Arthropoda, Insecta, Lepidoptera, Nymphalidae. The transcript is spliced from 28 exons. Bases 1 to 5106 code for a protein of 1701 amino acids.
AUGGCGCAUUUAAAGAAGUUCCUAGGUAUUUUCAUAACAUAUUUUGUGAUAACAAUUUGUGAUAGUGCUAAGAUAAACACGCCAAGAGUAUUACUGCCAUGGUUCGAAAAUUUGAAUGUGAACUUUACUUUUGAAAUUAUUGAAGGUGGUUGUUAUACUUGGAGUUUAUCACGGGAUGACAUCAUCGAUAUUGAGCCCUUACACGACGAUACUUGGGGCCACUGUUCCCGCUCUGCACGAGUAUCAGUGUCUAAAACAAGUGUACCACCUGGAUUGGUCAUAAUUUUAGCUGAAGAUGUAACUACUGGUGAAAUACUACGCGGAGAUGUGGAUAUCGAUAAAAUAAAUUCUUUAAAAAUUCUAAGUACUACUAGAGAUCUUUAUUUAGAAGAAGCACCUGAAGCUUUUGAAGUCGUAGCGUAUGAUGAAACAGGUAAUAAAUUUACAACAUUGGAAGGAGUAAACUUCACAUGGACAAUAAGAAAUGUUGGAAACAAUCAAGAUCAAGAGCCACUAGUGGUCCUUGUUCGAUGGAGUGAUACAGAUUACGAAGCACCUAAAGGAGUAGCUGAGCUAGAAUCUCAAGGUUUACAUUCUUAUUCAGUGCUGUUAUAUGGACAAGCCAUGGGUGAAGCAUUAGUGACAGUAUGUCUUCAACAUAUAUGUACUGAUUUGAACUUACGAGUUGUAGCAAGCGUAGUUUUACUUCCGGCAACUGCGUUUAUUGUUCCUGGUGAUACAUUACAUUAUAAGGUUGUAAGGGCUCAGGCUGGACGCUUAAAUGUACAAGACAUUGCUGAUACAUUAUACAACAUUAAAGUUCCAGACACUUCAGUAGCUAUUCUUGAGGACAACAUAAGUCUCGUCCGUGGCACUCAAAUCGGCACAUCCUCGGUUUAUCUAAUGUCUGGGGCUACAAAUGUUGCUACAGCUACCCUAUCAGUUGUAGAACCAUAUUCAAUUAGAGUUACGAUCAGACCAUCAAACAUUUUGGUUCAUGGGGAAGUUUUUGUUAUACAUUGUGUUGUUUUCGAUGAGGAUGGGCAUGCUAUAACAGCAGGUCAAGAAAUGUUGAUAAGAUUAUCAGUGGAUGGUGAAGCUAAUGUCGAUUUAAUACAAUCAACGGAAAAUGGAACAAUAACUGAUGCAAUCGCUCAAAAUGCAGGUGAUUUUACUGUGACUGCUCGAUUGUAUUCUAUUGCUGGAAGGACCACAUCGAAGAAGAUUGAAGGACAAGUGUCUGCAGUGGUUGUAGAUCCUUUAGAAAUAGUGCCACCAGAACUUUUUGUUGCUUGGACAGAUACAAUACAAGAUAUUCAACUUAAUCAUCGUGGAGGGGGCAAUGAAGAGGUUACAUGGUCAGAAAGUGAAACGUCCAACUCGGCACUAUCACUCGACCCUUCAGGAUUGCUAAAUGUUCGUGGAGAGGGACAAUUGGAUGUACGAGUGCAUCUCACUAAAUACCCUUACAUACGGGCUACUGGCAGAGUGGUGUCGGCCGCGCCGGAGCUGCUGCGCGUGUCGAGCUCGGGGCGCGCGCGCGCGGGCCGGCCGCACGCGCUGCACGUGGCGCUCGUCGCCGCGCACCCCGCCUCCGGGCUGCUCUAUAACUUCCACCGCUGUAAUUGUGGCUCUUUUGCUGUGUCUGUAUUGGAGGGUCCUGAACCACAAAAUAUUACUUCGGCAACUUGGAUUGAACCUGUAGAAGGCGCGUGCUGCGUGCUGGAGGCGCGCUGGGCCGCGCGCGGCGUGUCGACGCUGCGGGUGGCGCGCGGCGCGGCGAGCGACCGCGCGCGCGUGGCCGUGCGCGCCGCGCCCGCGCUGCUGUGGCCCGCGCGCGCCGUGUUGCUGCUCGGGGCCACGCUGCCGGUGGUGGCAGAUGGUGAAACGCUAUCCGCCGUGUCGACUGAGGCUCGUAUAGCGACGCUCGUAACCCGUGAUAAGGCACCUCCCAUACGAUAUCCCGACGCACAACUCUUCACCGUUUCUUGUCGGAGGAAAGGCGACACGCACGUGGAGCUGGUGUCGCAGUUCGGGCAGGAGCGCGAGGCGGCGCGGCUGGACGUGUCGUGCGCCAGUCACGUGGCGCGCGCGCGCCUCGAGCCGCCCGACGCGCCCGGGAACUGCUCGGCCGGCCCGCGGAUAUGGCUCCGUCCAGGACAAGAAGUCCAAGUAAAAGUGACUCUUUUAGACGCUAUAGGAAGGGAGAUAUUAGAUGAGCAAGGACCAAGUGUAUCUUGGGACAUACAACCUAAUCAUGUUGGAGUGGAAUAUAGAUCUAGUGACAGAUUGUUUGUGGAAACUAACCCUGAGUUUGCUCCUGUACCCGUGCCUCAGAAAUACUAUCAACUUGUAGCAGCUACUGAACAAGCUAUAGGGUGGAGUGGAGUGCUCAAAGCUACUAUUCCUGACACCACUGCUACUAUACCAGUUAAAGUUGUAGCACCUCUAAAAUGUGACUCAGUAAAGGUAAAUAUAGCAUGGGAAAGCGAAUCAGUUCCUAAUAUAGCAACGAUAACGGGAGGAAGUGGGAAAUACGCGGUAGAGGUACCCAAAGGAGUGACAGCUACUGUGGAAGGCGGCGUACUGUCGGCAAAUGUGCCAGCGCCUGGGAGCUACGACCUACAAGUGAUAGACCUUUGUGUCAGUGGCGAAAAACUAAUCAUUGAGGUAAACAUAGAAGAAGUUCUAAGCGUGGAAGUGUCAACAGCUCGUGCGGUGUGUGUUGACGCUUGUGUAUCCAUCAGUGCCUUAGUGAAGGGGAUAUCAUACAGAUACUUGAGUAGUACUAAAGAGCCGGAGUGGAAGACUACUGGACAAAUAUUCGUGAAGAAUGGAAGCCUGUGCGGCAUGAAAGAAGGUUCUGGAAGAGUCCGCGCAUCACUUGGUGGAGUUUGGAGUCCUGAAGUUGAGGUGGCGGUGUUCCCGCCGUUGCGCGCUGAGCCCGAGCGUGCGCGCGUGCCGGUGGGCGGGCGCGUGCAGCUGCGGCGCGGCGGCGGCCCGCCCGCGCACCUCGCCGCGCCGCGCUACCGCCUCGCCGCCGGCGGCGACCACGCACUCGUGUCGUCAUCAGGUCUAGUACAAGGCGUAUCUACUGGAACAGCGCGUGUUAAAUUGGUCGCCUUGGAUAUAACUAAUGUUGAAAUUGCCAGUGCGGAAGCUGAAAUCGAAGUGGUACCAAUUACUAAUCUUCGAGUUCGAGCGGCUACUCAAACGCUACUAGUGGGUCAACCGGGCCCCGUGUGGGUUCAUUCGGAAGGAUUGUCGGCCGCCGCGCUAAGCACCCUGCAACCCCCUCCUCGCGUUACGUGGGGUUUACGCGACCCCACUUCAGCGCGAUUAUACACUACCCAUAUAGACGAUCUCUUAGAAAGGUCAGUCGCAGAAGGAUUAUCAGUUCGUCUUGUUCCUUUAAAGCCUGGUGUCAUCACUCUUGACGUGAGAGUAAGAAAUAUGGGACAGAUGGCUGAAACAAGAUCCUGGGAUAGCACAAUAGAAAUUCUCGGUAUAUCGGACAUACGUGCAUCAGUUGAAGGGCUUUCUCGAGACUUAGUGCCUGGUGACCGCUUGUCACUGGCUGUUGGCGCAAUGGUUCGCUUGAAGUCAUUACCUAGAGGAACCUGGUCUGCUUAUGAGGACGGUGCCUUCGAAAUCAAUGGCAAUGGAGAAGUGAGGGCUAUAAAGCCUGGACAUGGUGUGAUCGUAGUGAAACACAAGGAUGACAGAAAUAAUAUUGACAGAGAGACGGUGGUGCACGUGGAGGUGCAAGUGCCGCAGUACUGCACGGCGAGCGCUGCGGGCGAGGGCGACGGCGUGCGCCUGGUGCUGCGCGGCGCCGCGGGCCGCGCGCUGCUGGCCCCGCAGGCGCACGCGGCCCUCGCGGCCCACUCGGCCCACGCGGCCCACAGUGCAUUAGGCAAUGAAUUGGUGAUAACAGGUCUGGAAGCCACUGGAGCGUUCAUGAGCUUCCAGAGCACUAUUGGAGGAGUGACUGUCAGUGACGAAGUUUGGGUGACUCCUUCUGAUGUGAGCACCAACAGGAUUGUAGCGACAGGCAGCUGGGCGAUAUGCUUAGAAGGCGUGGGGUGGCGGGCUCCCCCGCGCGUGAGCCUGUACCCGCGCGCCGGGAUCACUCUGGCCGUUCUGGACGGAGACGAGCCCGCCAGCCACACGCUGCGUCUGGAGCGUCCGCCCAGCACCUGGGUCGUACAACAGACGUCUGUGCAACACAUGGAAUUCCUAGCCGGCGAGUGGCCUUCCUCUCUCGUGCCUUUAUCUAUUCAAGGAAACAGAGUUACGUCUGGUCCACUGCUCUGUACAGAAGAACAGAAAUACAUGCUAGAUGGAAUAAAAGUGGAACUGCCAUACUCAUGUCAUACCAAAUCACCCCACACUGCCGAAGCUGUACUAGAUAUACCCAGUGGCCAACUCGGAUGCUCAAUAAUAACAGCAAAUCAAAUAACAGAAGCCUCAGAAGUGGAGCUUUGCGCGGAGUGGGGAGUUUCCCGAACUUGUACUAAAGUUCAACUUUUACCUCCAAUUAAGCUAUCACACAGCAAAGUAUCCCUUCUAAACCCACCUACAACGUUUACAAUAAACGGACACCCACAGGCCUUAAAACUAGUUAGAUUAACUACAUCACCGGGAUUAAAAGUGGAUGUAAAUACAAAUGAUGGCGAAAUUAAAGUUCUAGUUAAAAGUGAAACAGCAACGUGCGGAAUGGGUUGGGUUAAUGUGAUAUCAAAAUUAACAUCUCAAGAGGUUAAAGUUGAAGUGGAGAGAGAGUGUGAUAUCGCGUGUGGUACAUUACUGGGAGCAUUGUUUACACUUAUAUUGCCAUAUUUGCCUACUUUGAUAACUGUUAUUGCUGUAGCAGCUGGAUAUUUAUAUGUGCAAUCAAGAAUGAACGGAAAAGUUCAAAUCCGGAUGCCAAUGGAGCCAAAUCAGACGGUGAUACCAGAAACGCCUCCGAUGCGGACUCGAACAUGGUCUCGCAGUCCCUAUGCGGCUAUGGGACCCUCGACCCCAGUAUAUGGAGACACAAGUGUACUGCCCGAUGCUAGUUUCUCACCAAACUCCACAAGGACACACUCAAGAUUCCUCUAG